UGUGUGCCACCGUACGGCGAUAUAAGCGGUUCACUUAUAAAACCCCUCUCCUAAAAUCGACAAAUCCAUUAUUUAUAUUUAUCCCCUAAUCAAUUAACCCACCCGACACUCAACACACCAAAACUCCAAAUAAAUCUCGCAAUGUAAACAGAAUCAUGAAACCGACCAAUUCAAAACUCUUCUCGCGCUUCAGAAUUACCCACGAAAUUUACCUGUGCAGUGUUUGUGAGUUUGUGUGAAACGUAUUAACGGAGAGAGAUAAAAAGAGAGAGAGGUGAAAAACCGGACUUAUGACUUGUGCGUGAGAAACGUGAAUAAUUUUUUUUUAUCAACUUUUUCCUCGUUUUCCUCUAGUCCAUAUGUAGUUAGUUUUGUAUUUACCAUAUCUGGAUACUCGGUGCGCGGGGCGCAAUGACAACGAGGGAGCUUUACGUCAAGGGUAGCAGAGUAUGGGUGCAGCACCCGGAGAAGAUCUGGGAGGGGGCAGUGCUCCUCGAAUCGUUCAAGAACAACGCAACCCUUCGGGUUCGCACAGAAGACUCCAACGAGGAGCGCACCCUCUCCAUAAAAGCCGACACCGACCUGCCCCCCCUGCGCAACCCGGAUAUCCUCAUCGGCGAGAACAACCUCACCUCCCUCUCCUUCCUCCACGAGCCGGCAGUCCUCUACAAUCUUCAGAUCCGUUUCCAGCGUCAUUGCAUCUACACAUACUGCGGUAUAGUCCUCGUAGCAUUCAAUCCAUACGACGAAUUACCGAUCUACGGAAAUGACACAAUAUGGGCGUAUCGGGGUCAGGCAAUGGGCGAUCUGGAGCCUCACAUAUUCGCUGUUGCCGAGGAGGCAUACACAAAACUCGAACGGGAACUGCACGAUCAAUCAAUCAUCGUUUCCGGCGAGUCUGGAGCUGGCAAAACUGUUUCCGCAAAAUACGCGAUGCGGUAUUUUGCGACUGUCGGUGGCUCGUCAACUGAAACCCAAAUCGAGAAGAAGGUCCUGGCGUCGUCGCCACUGAUGGAGGCCUUCGGCAACGCCAAAACAACGAGAAACGACAACUCCUCCCGAUUCGGUAAAUUCAUAGAAAUCCAAUUCAACAAGAGCUACAACAUCUCAGGUGCCAGCAUACGAACGUACCUCCUGGAAAAAUCACGAGUUGUGUUCCAGGCGAAUGACGAGAGAAACUACCACGUGUUCUAUCAGCUCUGCGAGGCAGCGCGAGCAAAAUAUUUCCAGAAUCGGUUGAAGGACCUGCACCUGGAGGACGGCACUAGCUUCCACUACUUGAACCAAGGCAAUAGCUUCUUCAUAGAUGGUUUGGACGACUCUGCAUGCUUCCAGGACACUCUUGCUGCCCUCUCCCGUCUGGGUUUCGACGCCAAACAGCAGGACGAAGUCUUCAGAAUUCUCGCGGCAAUCCUGCACCUUGGAAACCUCAAGAUCGUCAACAAAGUCGAUAAACAGGAUAAUUCCGGAGGGAACGAGGAUACAGAGGCCUGUGAUAUAUCCGCAAAAGACAAACACCUGCUGAUUCUCGCUGACCUCAUGGGCAUCGACCCAAAAGCUAUGAGGAAAUGGCUGUGUCACAGAAAAAUCGUCUCCAUGAGAGACAUUAUCCUCAAGCCAAUGAAUGCAGAGCAGGCGAUUGGCGCCAGGGACGCCCUGGCUAAGCACAUCUACGCUGAACUCUUCAACUUCAUUGUUCACGGGAUCAACGAGUCAUUGAGAACAAAAACAAAAGCUGGAUGUUUUAUCGGGGUCCUUGACAUCUACGGAUUCGAAACCUUCGAGGUAAACUCCUUCGAACAAUUCUGCAUAAAUUACGCAAAUGAGAAACUUCAGCAGCAGUUCAAUCAGCAUGUCUUCAAGCUCGAGCAGGAGGAGUACCUGAAGGAGGAGAUCGAGUGGACGUUCAUCGAUUUCUACGACAAUCAGCCGUGCAUCGACCUAAUCGAAACGAAAUUAGGAAUUCUAGAUCUGUUGGAUGAGGAGUGCAGAAUGCCGAGGGGCUCUGAUGACUCCUGGGCAGAGAAGCUGUACACAAAGUGCAGCAAAUCGAAGCAUUUUGAGAAACCGAGGUUUGGAACCAGUGCUUUUCUGAUCCAUCACUUCGCUGAUCUAGUUACCUACGAAACUGGGGGCUUUCUCGAUAAAAAUCGAGACACUGUCAUGGAGGAGCAGAUUGACGUUUUGAGAUUGAGUGAUAACAAGCUGUUGAAGCAACUCUUCACUGAAGACGUUCCAAAAUUGUCAGUUCCCAAUCAAUCCAAAGUGAAAAUCUCCACGCAGAAGCCGACGGCCCCUGCGAACCCAAAGCAGAAUAAGAAGACUGUUGGGUCUCAGUUUAGGGAUUCCCUGAACAUGUUGAUGUCGACUUUGAACGCCACGACUCCCCAUUAUGUGCGUUGUAUCAAGCCGAAUGACUUCAAAGAGUCCUUUGAGUACAACGCAGCCCGCGCGAUCCAGCAAUUGCGAGCCUGUGGCGUUCUGGAAACCAUCAGGAUAUCAGCAGCUGGUUUUCCAAGUCAGAGAACCUACGGGGAAUUCUUCCAGCGGUAUCGCUGUCUCUGCCCCUUCAAGAAGAUUCGCAGGGAUGAUUUGAGAGAGACGUGUCGAAGAAUCCUGGAGAUCUACAUCAAGGAUGACGAUAAAUUCAAAUUUGGAAGGACGAAGGUUCUGUUCAGAGCUGGACAGGUCGCGUAUCUGGAGAAGUUGAGGGGGGAGAAGCAGAGGGACGCUUGUGUGAUGAUCCAGAAGAUAGUUCGAGGGUUUAUCCAUCGAAAUCGUUACAGGAAGAUCAGGAGAUCGGUUUUAGGUCUUCAAAGGCAGGCGAGAGGGUGCCUAGCGAGGAAGAAGGCGCAGGGAAUCAGGCGGGAACGUGCUGCCAUCAAGAUCCAGAAGACAAUACGAGGGUGGUUGGCAAGGUCUCGGUACCAGAGGUUAAAGAGGACUAUUAUAAAGCUGCAGACUUAUGCUAGGGGUUUGUUAGCGAGGAGGAAGUACCAGGGGAUGAAGGACAACGCUGCUGCUUUGUUGAUCCAGAGGCUGGUCCGAGGUUAUCUGGUUCGAAGGGCUUGCAGAAAGAAGAUCAAGGAUAUUAUUGUGGUCCAGUGCUGUGUGAGGAAGUACUUGGCUAGGAAGAUCUUCCGGAGGUUGAAGGCUGAAGCGAAGAGCGUGGAGCAUGUCAAGUCGCUAAAUAAGGGGCUGGAGAACAAGAUAAUAUCUCUUCAACACAAGAUUCAGGCGAUAAACGAGGAGAGCAAGGGACUGAGGGUCUUCCAGGCUGAAGCGAUUGAGCUUAAGUCGAAGUUGGAGGGGAUGAAGGCUGUGGAGGCUGAGAACAAGCGAUUAAUCUCGUUGUUGACGGAGAAGGAGAAGGAAUUGGAAAGGAUGGAGGGUGAUAUGAAACGGGAGAGGGAUGAGAAGAUGGAUUUGCUGAUGGAGAGGGAGAAAUUGCUACAGGAGAAGGAGGAGGAGAAGAGGAUGCUGGCUGAGGAGUCUGCCAAGUUGAGGAGGGAGUUGUCGUUUGCACAUGAGAAGCUGAAGGUCAAUCAGAGGGGGGCAGAGGAGAAUCUGAAGAAUAGGCUGGAGCAAGAGAAGGAUCUAUUGAUGAUGGAGCAGGAUCAGGAUCGGGGGGCUUAUCAGAGGCUUUUGAAGGAUUAUCAGGAGCUGGAGGAGCAGUUCGAGGCGAUGCAGAGGAAGUUUAUGCAUCAGAUUCCUGGGCACUCGAGGUCUUUGAGUAAUGCCUCGAGUGGGAGUGCUGGGGGACAGGCUGUAUCGACUGAUCUGGCGCCUGAUGAUCAGAAUAUUGAUUUUGGCUAUGGGUCGGUUAGGUCUACUAUCUCGUCGUCUACGCCGUAUUCCAGGGUGGAGACGAUUGACUGGAGUCAGAGGCGGUCUGAGAGCCCACCAGAUGGGGAGGCCCAGCCUGUUAAGUCACCGCCUGAGGUCAAUGGAACUCUGCAACCUCCGCCUGUAGACAUUGGCUUGGUUCUUAAGUUACAGCAGAAGCUGAAGGAUGUCGAGAGCGCUAAUGGGAGACUGGUGAGGAUGGUGGAGGAUCUAGAGAGGGAUAGCCCGGAGGAAUCUUCCAGGACGCAAGAUACGUUCAGGUUGGAAGAACUUGAAAUGGAAAAUGCUCAACUGAAGAAAGAUCUGAAUUCUCUGAGACGAACUGUUGCCGAGGCUGAUACACCAGCCGUUCAAAAGCACCUGAUGGGACAAUUCGAGGCACUGCAGGAGGAACUAGAGAGGCGAAGGGAGGAGUGCAUUCAACUCCACAGUGUUUUAGCUGAUCACACGAGAAGAAUGAAGAGCCUUGGCUCCAACUAUGGCAGAGACGUAGACAUAAUAAACGAGGAUGGUGAACUGGUUCUGGCAUUCGAAGCGCAGAAGAAAAUAAAUCGACAAUUGGAGGACGAGUUGCAGGCAAAGGAAAAAGGCUGGCGCUCGCAGAGGGACGAGUGGAGAAAUGAAAUUGAUCGUUUGCAGGAGGAAAUACAGAAGCAGCAGAAAUUAUUGUCGGUGAAUCUAAGUAAAACACCGCAGACACAGACUGAGGCAUUUAUGCAGCAUGAAAUAGCACGGCUUACAUCAGAGAACUUGGAUCUGCAGGAGAGGUACGAUAAAAUUGCGGAGGAGAAUCAUAAGUUGAAGAAGAAGUGUAGAAUACUUGCUAAGCGACUUAGAGAUGCUGGAUACGAGGAAAAUGAUACGAAGGAUUUGGCAGAGCCACCGAAACCCCGUGCAUAUAUGAUCACGGGACCCGGUGAGUUUAAUGUACCAGACAGCGUGGAAGUUCCCACGGAUCAAUCAACAGUCACCACACAAUCCUCCACUUCGAACGGGGCUAUAAUGCCAGCAAUUCGCAAGAAGGAACGCGACUACGAGGGAAUGUUCGAGUUCAAGAAGGAAGACAUCACAAUAGUAAUUCGUCAUCUCGUAAUAGAAUUAAAACCGAAAGUAGCUGUUACUCUCCUCCCCGGACUUCCUGCCUACAUUCUCUUCAUGUGCAUACGUCACACAGACUGCAUAAACGACGACGACAAAGUGAGAACACUGCUCACCGGUUACCUCAAUGCUGUGAAAAAAGUGAUAAAGAAGAGAGAGGACUUUGACUCUUCGGUUCUCUGGUUGAGCAAUACCCUGAGAUUGCUGCAUAAUAUGAAGCAGUACUCUGGGGACAAGCCUUUCCAGAUUGAAAACACACCAAGACAGAAUGCCCAGUGUUUACGUAAUUUCGAUCUGAGUGAAUACAGGGUUGUGCUGAGUAAUGUGGCCCUGUGGAUAUUCAACAACAUAAUGACACUGCUGAAGGAGAGGAUUCAGGCGUUGACAGUUCCUGCAUUAUUGGAGCAUGAAGCCAUCACUGGCCUCAACUCCAAUAAACGAGGAUUGGCAAGAUCAUGCUCCAUGGGAGAGGAACCAGAAUCCACGCAAAAGAAGCUGGACAAGCUCCUGAACGAGCUCUCUGCUGUCCACAAGGCUCUACAGUACCAUGGGGUUGACCCUGAAAUCAUUGCCCAAUUGUUCAAGCAGUUGUUCUACUUCAUGUGCGCCAGUGCCCUAAAUAAUCUCCUGCUGAGGAACGAGUUGUGUCAUUGGACCAAAGGAAUGCAGAUCAGGUAUAACAUGAGUCAUCUUGAGCAGUGGGCCAGGGAUCAGAAUCUACCCACUGCUGCUGAGGCCCUGCAACCUAUCAUCCAAGCUGCACAACUCCUUCAAGCUCGGAAAACUGAUGAAGAUGUUAAUUCUGUCUGUGAAAUGUGUAAUAAACUGUCGGCUAAUCAGAUUGUUAAGAUACUCAAUCUCUAUACUCCUGCUGAUGACUUCGAGACGAGGGUUCCUGUUAGUUUCAUCAAGAAGGUGCAGGCCAACCUGGAACUAAGGAAGGAGAACAACGAACAGCUGCUGAUGGACCUAAAAUUCUCAUAUCCCGUGAGAUUCCCCUUCAACCCAUCAAACAUUCGACUGGAAGACAUCGAAGUGCCCGAGGUUCUCAAUCUACCGAUGCUCAAGAAGGUCUAGAUGAAUUAAUUUUGUUUUUUUUUUCUAAUGAGUAAACAGAAAGCCUAAAGUAUUCCAAAGUCCCUGACGAUGAAUUGCCCAUUUUUUGUACAGUCCUGUGUUCCCUAAAAUUUAUUUAUUACUUUAAUUCUUCAUUGAAUGGUGAUAAUCAUAAACAGAAUUGUUGUUUCUGUUGUUCUUUUCUAUUAAUAGAAAAUUUUGUUUUUAUUUGAAUUGAAGAGUGAAGUAGAUUCAAUGUGAUUAAGCGAUAUUAGGUGCGAUUUGUAUAGUUUACAAAUCGUCGAAACAAUAAAUUGAGCGACCAAUUGCAGAGAUAAUGAACUAUUAAGAUGAAUUAGGCGAUUAGUCGUUGGCAUUGCAUUAUAUACAUGAUGAUAUAGCGAUGCACAUUCCAUUACCCAAUCAAUAUUUGUAUUUUUUUUCUCCAUUUUCAUGCAACGCUGUAACUCCCUUAGGACUAGUUUGCCUCAGGGGAUGCCUAUUCGAGUGAUGGGAAAAUCCAUUAAUUACAUCGUGUGUAAUUAAUUGUACAAUAUAAUCAGUGGGAUGAAAAUCUCAUCGAGUGGAAAAUUGUUAUCGUGCAAUGUUUAAGAUUGGCCACUGGAGAUGGAAUUAUUUUGUUAUAUUAUACAAGAGCGAUUGUGGCCGGAAGAAUAAAUAUAAUCGACAAAAUUAUGAGAUGUUGGAUCGUGAGAGAGAUUUAUGAUGUUAAUGUUAUCAACUGAGAGUGUAUAAGUCAACGAGAAUGAACCGAAUGUUGUGCCAUUUACAAUUAUACAUAAUAUAAAUUAUAUUAUUUCAUUUGAGAGAUCAAUUUGUCAUUUGCAUUACGUGCUCUCCUGGCUUUUCAUAGUCGCCUAAUAGAGUUUAUUUCCAACGAUGCACCUAGGUGAUUACUGUGACAUUUCCUGGAUGUAAAAUAAUUUUUUUGUUCACCCGAAACAUGAAAAAUAAAUUAUUAAAUCGUUAUCACGGA
This is a messenger RNA of Diachasma alloeum, 6997 nucleotides long. RefSeq names its product unconventional myosin-Va (gene didum). Gene Ontology annotation, molecular function: microfilament motor activity; ATP binding; actin filament binding. The transcript has 8 exons. Gene Ontology annotation, biological process: vesicle transport along actin filament; actin filament organization. The record is from RefSeq and is a predicted model, not a curated record. Gene Ontology annotation, cellular component: vesicle; actin cytoskeleton; myosin complex. NCBI's taxonomy places the organism in Eukaryota, Metazoa, Arthropoda, Insecta, Hymenoptera, Braconidae. Bases 412 to 6021 code for a protein of 1869 amino acids.